UAGUCCAGGUCAAUGGCUUUAAGUAUGAGCGGUAGAACUCGUGACGGUCAUGAGAAUUCCUUUCCUUGCUCACAGUUCUAACCUUUUCUCAAGUCAGAGAUUUAAGCAAAGAGGAGUGAGACUGAGAGCUUUCGGGAAAGCGCUGGGAAGCAAUUUAGAAGGACCGGACCCUUCACAAUCUAAUUAUCUACUUUAGGUAACUUUUUCGACCAAAACACAGACCAUUGAUGGACAGGUCCAUUCAGUUUUCUUUUGAACUAAGAAAAAAGUGUAAAAGUCUGGAUGGAAAGAGAUGCCUCGCGGUGACUUCAACGUUCAUUUUGCAAGCAGAGGACAGCAUGUCAGGGCCGAAGAGGCAGCUGGCAUAGCUCUGUUGGUUGUAGUUCUCGCAGCCCUUCUCAUCGUCGGAUGCUGGUAUUUCAAGAGGAGAAGCGGGUACAAAAUGAUCAGGAGCCCAAGAUCAGGGUCCCUGCCAGGAUUCAGUAGAGGACAGUUCAGCGAGGGAAGAGCUGCAGCAGAAAACAAGAUGGGCCUCAGUGAGCUCCGACCUGUGCUUCCCAAUGCCCCUCCUGCCUAUGAGAAGAUCUCAUCAGGACCCCUACCUCCUCCCUACUCGCCCUAAUAACAACAGUCCUCUGUGGGAUAACCAAAAAAGAUGAAACGUCACGUGUUAUUUCAUUAAACACAUGAUCAAACUUGUGAAGAACAAAUAUUUUGCACUCUAUUUACUACUAUCACAAGUUUAUAGAAGUAUUCUUCAAUGUUUUUUUUGGGGGGGGGGGACACUGUAGUUUCAUGUUAAUGUUCUGACCUUUUAGCUCCACAAGCUUUCAUUUCUGAAUGCUGCUCAAAGAACAAGACUUUCUAUCAAUCCCUGUAUAUCUAAACAUAACAAUAUUGUACUUCGGAAAUUCUUUGCUCAUUUCAGUGAUAACCUAGCUUCUGCCGAGUCCCCAACAACCAGAUGUUCCGGUUUUCAGAAGAAAUGGAAAGCGAGCCUGUGARGCAACUUCCCCUUUUGGACGUUUACAAGGCGACGCUCCAUCUUAACUCCGCCUCCACAUUUACUGGAUUGGUUGAACAGUGCAGAAGAGAACCUCCCCGGACAAUAUUUUUUUUCUUCUCGUCAAGACCAGUAUGUAGGGGGAUCUAGUUUCAGGUGUUUCUUUUAUGCCUGCUACGUUACAUUUAGCGAUAACCAAAUGUGUAGCAGCAAUUGAGAAUUCCUCUGAAGUUAAUGACAACAUCUUACCUGCUUGAUUGUUGGCUUAUAUAUUUCAACAUGUACUUAUGAGGAUUUGGAAAUUAUACAUUUCCAUAAAGAWUUWUUWUUUUUUUUAAACCACAGUUGAGUUUACCAAGAGCCUAAUUCACAUGAACACCACACAUCUCUUAUGGAGGACAGUCGCACCAUUUAUUUCCAUGCAGAAAAGUCCACAGUUAUCCAAUGACAAUGUACCCACUAAAUAUUUUGAGAAAUCUAUGAUAGGAAAAAUAAAUAAAUAUAACAUCCAAAAUG
Messenger RNA from Salvelinus sp. IW2-2015, 1519 nucleotides. RefSeq names its product melan-A (gene mlana). Gene Ontology annotation, cellular component: melanosome. The record is from RefSeq and is a predicted model, not a curated record. Lineage: Eukaryota; Metazoa; Chordata; Actinopteri; Salmoniformes; Salmonidae.